CCCGCCCGCACAGCAAGAUCCCACAGGCCGGGGGUGGAGGCCUCAACCCGGGGUCUCUUGCACAGGGUUGAGUAUGGCGACUGACAGCCUCCCCAGUGCCUUCACCUUGUUUGAGAGCAUCCAGCCUGGUCCCGUGUACCGCAUCCCCUCUCUCCUCUACCUCAACAGCCACCAGGUCUUCCUGGCGUUUGCAGAGAAACGGACAUCAUCCUCCGAUGUGGACGCCAAGAUUCUGGUUUUACGGAGAGGGAAGUUUCAAGAUGGAUCUGUGGAGUGGGACGAGACAGUGGAGCUGAGUACUGCCGUGAAGAGCGGUUACCGUUCGAUGAAUCCUUGCCCUGUGUACGAGCGGCUGAAGCAAGUGGUCUACCUCUUCUUUAACUGCGUGGAGGAUGGGGUGAAUGAGUGCAGCCAGGUGCUGUGGGGCAGGAACGCGGCCAGGCUGUGCUACGUGACGAGCCAGGACGCGGGGCUCACCUGGGGCCAGGUGACCGACCUGACGGAGAGUGUGAUCGGCGAGCAGGUGCAGCACUGGGGCACCUUCUCCGUCAGCCCCGGCCACGGCAUCCAGAGGGCGUGCGGCACGCUGAUAGUGCCAGCCUACGCCUACAUCAUCCGCUACCGGUGCUGCCUGAUACCGCCCGGCUUCUUCACCAAACCCCGCACCUUUUACCUGUACAGCGAGGACGGAGGUGAGCGCUGGAGUGUAGGCGAGCCAUUAUCGCGGUGCGGGACCGGGGAGAGCGAGAUGGCGGAGAUCGCCGUGUCGUACGGUAACCGGGUGCUGUACUGUAACGCUCGGGCCGUCGCCGGGCCCCUGUCGUGCCGCCGCCCGUCGCGAGUGGAAGCGGUCAGUUUGGAGCCCGGGCGAUUCGAGAUCGUUCACCCGGCCCGGCAGCUGCCCGAGAGCGACAGCGGCUGCCAGGGCAGUGUGCUCAGCUUCAGCUGCCCCGCCAGCGACCAGUUCUCCUGGCUCCUGUACACCCACCCCGUCGGCAGCGGCAAGGACCGGUGGUGGAGACACUGCCGUAACCGCACCAACCUGGCCGUUUACCUGAACCGCAGGCCCCUGGAGCAGCGCCACUGGGAGGGGCCCUGGGUAGUCCAGUCGGGGCCCAGCGGCUACUCAGACCUGGCCUACCUGGACCAGGCAUCAACCUUCGCCUGCCUACAUGAGUGCGGUGAUCGGCAACCGAACGAGAGGAUCGACUUCCGUCUCUUCAGCAUCGACGACGUGCUGAGGAACAUCGAGCAGCGAGGCCGAGGGGUGGCAACAUCAUUGAAACAUAGACAAUAGGUGCAGGAGGAGGCCAUCAAGCCAGCACCGCCAUUCAAUGUGAUCAUGACUGAUCAUCCCCAAUGAGUACC
This is a messenger RNA of Amblyraja radiata (thorny skate), 1368 nucleotides long. Its product is annotated as sialidase-3. The record is from RefSeq and is a predicted model, not a curated record. Bases 74 to 1297 code for a protein of 407 amino acids. NCBI's taxonomy places the organism in Eukaryota, Metazoa, Chordata, Chondrichthyes, Rajiformes, Rajidae. Gene Ontology annotation, molecular function: exo-alpha-sialidase activity. The transcript has 3 exons. Gene Ontology annotation, biological process: ganglioside catabolic process; oligosaccharide catabolic process. Gene Ontology annotation, cellular component: intracellular membrane-bounded organelle; cytoplasm; membrane.